AUGAAGUUUGGUAGGACGAUUAAGACGUCCUUGUAUCCUGAAUGGUCGUCUCAGUACUUGCAGUACUCUGACCUAAAGAAGGAUAUCAAGAGGCGCUUGGCUGAGAACCAGGGUACCUGGACCGACAAGGACGAGGAUGAGUUUGUCGAGGAACUGCGCAUGGAACUCGAUAAAGUCUACUCAUUUCAGAAGAGCAAGGUCUCAGAGCUCACGGGUCGUAUUGAACAGGUGAAUACCGAGGUGAACCAACUCCUGGCUGCGCGUGCCGAGCAUGAGGCGGGUCACCAUCGUGAACACGCUCACAAUGGCGAGGGUCAGGGUGACGAGCAGCACCACCCGAAUGACCAGCACCGCGACACGCUCUACAAAGCCUGCCACAAUGCUGGAUCGGAUGACGAGUUCGACUCAGACAGCGAAGAGACCGACCACUUUGAAGAACGAUUCCAGGACCUGGAGGAGAACCUCGCCAACGUGAUUGCCGAUGUUCACGAUCUGGCUCUGUUCACAAAGCUGAACUACACUGGUUUCCUCAAGAUCGUGAAGAAGCAUGACAAGCAGACGGACCGUCUUUUGCGCAAGGAGUUUGUGCAGCACUAUCUGAGCACACGUCCCUUCUACAAGGAGAACUAUGACGCGCUCAUCGUCAAGCUCUCGCGCAUGUUUGAUAUUGUUCACACGCGCGGCAAUCCGGUCAGAGGUGACUCGAGCGCUGGUGGCUCGCAGAGUGCCUUUGUUCGCCAGACCACCAAGUACUGGGUGCACCCCGACAACAUUGUCCCGCUCAAGCUCUUUAUUCUCAAGCACCUCCCUGUGCUCAUUUUCAACACGGAGAAAGAAUACCAGCCUGAGGACAGUGCUAUUACGUCUAUUUACUAUGACAAUGAAGAUCUGGAGCUGUACCUAGGCCGUCUCGAGAAGACCGAGGGUGCCGAGGCUAUCCGUCUCCGCUGGUACGGUGGUAUGGACAACAAGACCAUCUUUGUGGAACGUAAGACGCACCGUGAAGACUGGACAGGUGAGAAGAGUGUCAAGGCGCGCUUCCCCAUCAAGGAGGAACUCGUGAAUGCAUUCAUGCGUGGAGAAUAUCGCAUGAAUGAUACAUUCGAGGAGAUGCGCAAGAAGGGCAAAAAGUCCGACAAGGAAAUCGACUCCAUGAUUCAGCUCGCGUCCGAGGUGCAGUACAGCAUCUUGUCGCGCAAACUGCAGCCUGUCAUGCGCUCGUUCUACAACCGCACGGCAUUCCAGCUACCGGGUGAUGCCCGUGUGCGUAUCUCGCUUGACACGGAGCUCACGCUGGUGCGUGAAGACAACUGGGAUGGCAAGCAGCGCUCGGGCAACAACUGGCGUCGUAUGGACAUCGGCAUCGAUUAUCCGUUUGAGCAGCUCCCUGAGGCCGAUGUCGAGCGUUUCCCAUAUGGUGUGCUCGAAGUGAAGCUUCAGACGCAAAUGGGUCAGGAACCUCCCAAAUGGGUGCGUGAGCUUGUGCAGAGCCACCUCGUCGAGGCUGUGCCCAAGUUCUCCAAGUUCAUUCAUGGAUGUGCUACACUCCUGUCAAACCGCGUGGAUCUUGUUCCUUUCUGGCUUCCACAGAUGGACAUUGACAUCCGCAAGCCUGUCUCGAUGAACCUGGCUCUUGACCGCCCUCAUCACAGCUCUAACAGCUCGGAUCACACCCACAGCAGUGGCAGGAAUCCGCAGUACGAGCCCGUGAGUGAGGACGAAUUCGAAGGUGAUGAUGGUGACGAGCACAUGAAGUCGCAGAUCGCCAGUGCUCAACAGGAGGCUGACAACGUGGGUCUGUCGGCGUUCGACCCGCGUAUUAAGGAAAUUCGUGAGCAGCGUGAGAAGUACCUUGUGGAACACCGCAAGGAGUCGGAGGGUGCUCACAAGGACGCAUCGAAGGCGCCUACUAAGGACAAGGCUUCGACGUCUCGUUCGGACUUGCAUGUGCCUAUGAGUCGCGAUGACAUUCUUGCACCUUCGACCGUGUUCGACAAGAACUACGUCAAAAAGUUUGGUAACAACAUUAGCCGCCUAUUGGGAUCCGCUGACCAGGCCGGCGACGAGAACGAAGCAGACGAGCGUGCCAUUCGUGCUCUCCAGGGCCGCGACGAAGAAGAACCUCGCGGAUCGGGUAGUGGUCCACCUAAGGGUGUGGAAUACGUUACUGACUUCCGCACGGAGCCUGGCAAGAAGGUAUCGGUGCCGAUUCGUGUUGAGCCCAAGGUGUACUUUGCCAACGAACGCACGUUCCUCAAGUGGCUCGAGUUCAGUGUGAUGGUGGCAUCGAUCGCUACGGGUCUACUCAACUUCCAACGUGUCGGCGAUGUGGUGGGCCUUGUCACUAGCACGCUCUUCACUGUCAUCGCACUGUUUACUAUCGCAUACUCUGGUGCACUAUACAUGUGGCGCGCGCUCAAGAUCCGCGAGCGCAGCUCGUCGAAUGUGUACUCGGACUCGUAUGGUCCUACCUUUAUUUGCGCGACGAUUCUUGGUAUCACUGUCGUCAACUUCGUCAUGCGCUACUUUGAGACGAAUGAGUCGCGUCUCUUCCGUGGUGUGCCGAACUAA
This is a messenger RNA of Malassezia restricta, 2571 nucleotides long. Its product is annotated as vacuolar transporter chaperone. The coding region runs from base 1 to 2571 and encodes 856 amino acids. Gene Ontology annotation, cellular component: fungal-type vacuole membrane; vacuolar transporter chaperone complex. Lineage: Eukaryota; Fungi; Basidiomycota; Malasseziomycetes; Malasseziales; Malasseziaceae. The transcript has a single exon. The record is from RefSeq and is a predicted model, not a curated record.